AUGGCCGAGACCCUCGCUCCAUAUGCUGUUGCAUGCUCUCGCGGGCGUUCUGGAUGCCAGCGCUGCAAAGAUGAAGCCAUUGCUUGCACCUAUUCGCGAUCGGGAGUAAUUCGUCGCAACAGGAAGCGGAAACAUCACACCGCUGUUGCUGAUCAGCCUUCUCCGGCGAUAGUCCCUCCCCAUCAUGCCUCUGAAGCGGCUACCAGUAGUCUGCAGUCCAACCUCGCGACUGACAUAGAAGUAACUCGAGAGCGGCUGCGCGGACUCGAUACGUCGCCACACGACUCUCUGGGUGCGCUGUCAUCUUUGGCUGAAGCCUGUGCGGCCGUCUGGCAUGACGCUUGGGAGCUUGAUAAGACUUGUCACAAGUUUUUCUUGUUCGAAGAUCGGGCGAUCUCCUGGGUCAAUGCAUUCGUCGCCGGUUUGAAACGAGGUCGUCCCUUGUUUAGCUCUGUGCCUCCAGAAGUGCUGGAUCACUUGAGAGCAUCUCGUCCGCAACAAGUGCAGGAUCGAGCUUGGCUGGUCAUGUAUUAUGGCAUCAUUCUCCGUAUCGUUUCCUCCACUGAUCCCGGGGACGAAUCCACAAAAGAAAAGCUUCGAUGCAAUCUCUGGCUCGCGCUCAACGACGCGAGACUCCUCCUCGAGCCCAGCGAACCCAAUAUCCAGGCUUUGAUUGUGCUCGCUGUCGAUGUCGAGGAGUUCACCAAACCAUCGCUUUGUUGGAUGUUAGUCACAACCGCCUGUAGGAUGCUGCAGGCAUUGGGAGUGAGCCACCGCCGUUUCGACUCUCGGACCCAGGAGCGGCGUGUUAUCAUGUUUUGGCACCUGAAUCUCGUGGACAUAGGACUGGCUCUCAUCUUUGGUAGACCUCCCACUUUCCACCGCGGAAUGGCGAGAGAGAUUCCUGUGCCCACGCUAGACCGGCUCUUACCUUUUCAGCCUCAUCUUACCUCCGCCGGCGCACCGGCGUUAUUCGGAGCGCAUUACAUCCACCAAAUGUUUCUGCUAUCGCGUGUAAUGGCCGAUAUCUGGAGUUGCCUUCACGAGGAAACAACACCUAAUGAUCGCAGUAUCGAAUCAACUAGCGAGAAUCUUGAGUCCUGGUAUCGCCAGGCACAACGGGUUCUCGAGGCUGCGGCGCUGGCGGAGAAACCUUUCCUUGACGCUAACAGUGCGGCUUCUAUUGACCUGGGUCUAUGCAGUGUAAGUUUCCAGUAUGAGUAUCUUUUCAUCCUCCUCGCUCGAUCGUCCACUCGGAUGAGGGUGCAGUGUAUCGAAUCAUCCAAACGGAUGCUGCGCUUGCUCGAAAACAUGGUCUCAGACUCCGAGGAACCCUAUGGCGGCAUCGUAUGGCAACUUUUGUGCGGUCCCUUCACCCCAUUCUUAGACCUGUUCGGUGAGCUCCUUUCGAAUGGGAAGGGCGAGUCAAAGGAAAACAAGGAAGCUCUCGCCGCUAUGGAACAACUCCCAGUCUUUCUGAAUAAGAUGAGUUCGCGGAAUUCGCUUGCGGCAAAGCUAGGGCGUAUCGCUGUGGUUUUAGUGCAUCACGCCAGAUCUGUGAUUCGCCCUCAAGGACGUCGUACUGGCGACGAAGCGCCCGGCUCAACCCCAAAGGGAGCCUUACCUGAUCACUGGCCAUCAACCCCAAGCAUGUUGAAUUGGGACUCAUUCUUCAACCAUGCCAUUGCGGCGCCUGUACCAGGUCAGCCACAGGUCGAGAAUUACGAUGCUGAGCCGAGUGACUUGACGACAUGGACGAAUGACUUCUUCGGGAACGCUUUUGUGGACUGGGUUGGAUGGGACGAUCCGGUCUGA
Molecule: messenger RNA, 1815 nt
Organism: Rhinocladiella mackenziei CBS 650.93
Lineage: Eukaryota; Fungi; Ascomycota; Eurotiomycetes; Chaetothyriales; Herpotrichiellaceae
Exons: 6
Coding region: 1-1815 (604 amino acids)
Biological process (GO): DNA-templated transcription
Molecular function (GO): zinc ion binding; DNA binding
Source: RefSeq, a predicted model, not a curated record